GCCCAUUCAAAGCCCAUAUCUUAUCAUUCAUCGAUCUCUGACUAUAUAAUAUACCUCUGUAUUUCUCUUUAAAUUCAUUCAUGCAUAUCUUUUUAGUUUACGCGGAAGAAUUCGUCGUGUGAUUUAAGAAGAGAAAAUUUAUCGUCUUUUCCGAUGGAAAAAUCCAGAAAUCGAAAGCAACAACGGAUGGUAAUGGAUGGUGCUGUGAAUAAUGGUGGUGAUAUUGAUAGGUUGCCUAAUGAUUUAGUAAUUAAGAUUCUGUCACACAUGAGCAUCAAGAGAGCUGCGAGGACUAGUGUCCUCGCGCAUAGAUGGAGAUAUCUUUGGAGGUUUUCCCAUGGCCAUGGGACUCUUAGAUUUGAUGGAAAACACAUGAAAAAGGAAGAGUUUCAGUCUUGGGUGAAUGGUGUGCUGGAUCUUCAUCUAGCUCCAUAUAUUGAGGGCUUGAUCAUUAGCUUUGAGGGAGGGGUGGAGAGCCAUGAGAAGGCAUCUACGUCUCGUGCAGUUGAGAGAUGGUUGAAUUUUGCUAUGCAAAAGGAAGUUCAAAGGUUGGAAUUGAAUCUCUCAUUUGAAAAUUUGUAUGGAAGGAUAAGCCCAACGGUUAGACAUGCAUUCCCAACUCGUGUAUUUUGCCGCCUGAGAACUCUUGAGGAGUUAAGAUCACAUUCAUUUUGCCGCCUGAGAAGCCUUAGAUUGUCCCAAGUUCACAUCAGCACCAACGUGGUUCAUUAUUUUCUAGCAUCGUGUCCCGAUCUUGAAGAGUUAUGCAUACAGUUCUCUUACAACAUUCGAGGAAAUCUUCGAGUUGUUGAUCCACCAAGCUUGAGAGUUUUGGAGAUAACCAGAUGCCCCGGUAUCAGGAGUUUGGAGAUCUCUGCUGUGAGUCUCGUCUCGUUAACAUAUGGAGGACCCGGAAACAGCUUGCUGCUGAUAAAAGCUCCCAAUCUUCGUGAAUUAUGUGUUAGAAGGCUUAUGUGUUUGUUCUUUGUUUUCGGGCGCAAUGAACACUCGAGCUAUUUCGUUCAGCUGGAGAAGCUUGUAUUGGAUUUUCGAUUCCUGAGUGAAAGUAUAACACUUGAUUAUCAGAAUAGAGAUAGAGAUUGGGUUGCUCCUCCUACUUUGCCUCGAUUAUGCUCUCUCAAACGGCUGCAAGUGCAUGCUCAUACAAAAUAUGGUGCACGUACACCCCUCGACAUCUUCACAUCAUUGAUUGAGGCAUCUCCACACUUAUGUGAAUUUAGGAUUGAGCUGAGCUACUCGGUAGAUCGUCGUUAUGAUGCACGUAGGUACGAACUUCCUCGUAUAGAAGGAUUCAAGGUUGGGAAAUUCGUUCAUAGAAAUCUUAAAGUGCUUGAAAUGAGCAGCUACGUUGGAUUUGGUCCUCCAGAAGAACUGCUGGUGGCAUUGAUUUGGAGUUGUCCAUCACUUGAGAGAGUUGCGAUUCAUAUUGGGAAUGAUUUCUAUGAUAAUACUGGCGUUGGCUACUUCAUUGACAAGUGCAGGCGGAGUAAAGAGGUCGUGCAUUUUGCUACCUCACGCGAGGAAGCAAAAGGACGCGCCCAACGUUUCAUAGCCAAAACGCGGAAGCAGAAGCCGAGUCUGCAGGAGUGGAAGCAGUGCCAGUGGGAGCGCCUUGAAUUCAUUGUCACAUGAAUUUUGAAUCUGCCAUUUUGAUUCUUUGGAGCAUUACUACAGUCUCAUACAUUGUGUUUUAAAUUAUUGAUGGAUGCUUUAUUUAUUAUGACAAAUGCUUUAUUCAUUUUCAAAUUGGAUACAUCAUUUUGUAUUUCUACUUUUAUAGCUUCUUAAAAUAUAUAAGUAGUUGCUUUCUUUUUGUGUGAAAUAUUGAGAAUGUGA
Messenger RNA from Salvia miltiorrhiza (redroot sage), 1857 nucleotides. RefSeq names its product putative F-box/FBD/LRR-repeat protein At3g49040. The transcript is spliced from 5 exons. Gene Ontology annotation, molecular function: protein binding. The coding region runs from base 154 to 1653 and encodes 499 amino acids. The record is from RefSeq and is a predicted model, not a curated record. Lineage: Eukaryota; Viridiplantae; Streptophyta; Magnoliopsida; Lamiales; Lamiaceae.